AUGGCCCUGUAUAACGGAUUUCAUGAAGGGGUAAGUAGGCGGGUCGGUCAGGACUGGCCUGUAUGUGGCCUUGAAUAAGGCAAAUAAGUGGCGAAUUGAAAACCAGUCUCGAGGCUAUAGGAACCCAGAUGCGAUCGGUUACAUUCAUCCGAGUCCAUCCGAGAAGGGGGCAAUGGAGAUGCGACCAGACUACUAGUAUACGGCGAAUGAAGAAGGCUACGCCAAGAGCGUCGAUAGAGCGCAUUCUGUGAGGGCACGAUGCAUGAACUGAAAAAUUAGAAAAAUCAACAUUUCUGGUGAAGGAUCUUAGGAGGCGAUAAGACUCGCAAAGAAAGGAAAUGUGAUCGGAUACGGAAAGUUAAUGGCGGCGUCCUAAAUUCCCGAUGGCCCUUUCUCAGUGUCAUAGAGAAAGUUGUCCGGGAAGGAUGAGGAAAAUAAAAGUCAGUAUUUAGAUGAAGGCGUAGCCUUCUCUUAAAGGUGUGUGGAUUAUCUGAAGACCUUAUAUUUGUUGGAAGGUUAUUCCAGAGGAAGGUAUAUCUGGAAGCGAAAAAAGCCAGUGCUUAGAGGUGGAGGAAGCUAGAGGAGGUAUAAUCAAGGAAGAGUUGCGAAGAUUGUAUGGGCGACUACUAGGGGUAAGUGCUGGAAUCCGAGGAAGAUUUAAACUAUUAAAUCCGAGGACGAUUUGAACUACUAAGAUCAUGCAGAACGACUUAGUGCAACUCCCAUAACUCUACAACUUACAGUCCAACUGCCAACGCGGGUUACGGAGAGGAAGGUCGUGCACGACGAAUCUUCUGCGAUCUCUUUAGAGCUGAAUCCGAGCCCUUGAGCAUAGGCAAGAGGUUCAUAUCGCUUUCGUUAACUUUCAAAAGGCCUACGACAUUGUACCAAACCAGACAUUGUUAUAAAAGCUGGAGAAUAUAGGGAUAAGUUGUGGCUUUCUUAAAUGAAUCGAAGACUUCCUUAGGGGUCGUCGCCAGGUUGUGGCGUCGAUCAAGAGGAAUCAGAUUUUACUAUGGUCUAGAAUGGUGUCUCCCGAGGUUCAGUACUAGGACCUGUUUUAUUUUCAUUAUGCGCGGACGAUUCCGCAAAAGAUUUGGACUGCAAAGCAGAAAUUUUCACUGGCGAAAUAAAAGUAUGGAGUGUAAUCUGGGGCUCUGUUAGCGAAGUUAAAUUACGGCUCAACCUAAAUCAGUUGUAGGAGUGAUCAAAUCGUCGACUCGUGCGGUUCAGCGUCGGCAAGUGUGUCAUACUUUGCCUAGGUAAUCCAGCCAGAUCCACCAGCACAAGAGACUACUAACACGGUGUAGUUUUAUGAGACGCGGAAACCCAAAAGCACCUCGCUGUGUCGACAAAGAAAUCCUUGAAGACACCCGCUCAUUGCUCGAGAGUGGCAAAAGACACAAUGUCCGUACUGUACGCCACCAAGCGAGUAUUUAUGGAGUUUGAUGAUGAUGUCUUGUGCGAGACCUUUGAAACAUUCGUGAAGCCACAUUUGUAAUAUGGCAUACAAGCCUGGACACUGUGGUGGGUUCAAGAUCAAAAUAGUCUUGAAAGAGUCCAAAGGAGAGUCACGAAACUAGUUAGAGGUCAUAGUUCCUUGCCCUAUGCAAUCCGCCUUAAAAAUCUGAGUCUAUUCCCUUUAAGAUAAAGGCGAAUGGGCAGGGAUCUAUUGCAAGCAUUCCGCAUUCCGAAGGGAUUAAAUUUCUGCCUGCCCUUAGAAUACUUUUUAAUUUGCUACCACAGCCAGCCUCCAAGGCCACCCAUAAAAACUGCGCAUUCAACAGGCACGAUUAGAAUUGCGGAAGUUCACCUUCCCAGUCAGAGUAGUCAAACCAAGUAAUGCCCUCCCCGCAAAUUUUUUGAUGUCACCAUCGAGGACAAGUUUUAAAAGGAACCACGCAGAUUUGUGUCCUGAAAUGAACAAGAAUGAUGGGAGAUCGAAGUCAACAACUGAGACUCACGCCCACUAUUUCAUAAUAUAAUAAUUAUUAUUAUUAUUACUUUAUUUAAUGCCAAUUUACAGGCAUUGUCAGGGAAGCGUUAAACACAAAUCCGGCCAGCAGUGAAAAAGCUCCUGUGGAAAAGGAAUAAAAAUAUAUUUGAUGGUGGUUUUUAUUGUUUAAAGUGUUCAGGAGAAAAAAACCGCUGACGGCAAACUUUCGACCGUCAAGAAGGGAGGGGUUGCACGGUAUCGGAUAAUAUCAGUCGCCAAUUUCUUUCAUGAAGUUGGGGCUAGUCCAAACAGAAGCGCCGAAGAACAGCUGUCGUUGUUGGCCAAAGAAAUUUUCCCUCGUGAGGCCGGCCAUAGUGGUCAGAGACCACAAACGCCAUCACUACGGUACAGUCGAUCAGUGGAUUCAGCACCCAAAAUUUGUGGGAGCUUUUCUGAAUGCAAAAAUCGAGUAAUAGUUCUUUUAAAUAAAGGAUAAUUUUGUAGAGUUUUCACGUUCCUGGGUAGUUGAUUCCAAAUAGCAAUUGCAUUUACAGAAAAGAACCGACGAUAUUUAACAAUACGUGCCAGAAGAAGAAAUAAAAAGACCUCACGGUGACUGUUACGUCGGGGGCGGACAUGAUGUCUUUAAGAGGUGAGUGGGCUAAAGAUGUGAUUAUAUAAGAGCAUGAAUAGCAAAAAUAGUCCCUUUUGUAAUCUACAGAACCAUAAAGGAUCGAGGCCUGUAAGCCGGCAACGUUCUUGGUAAGACGAAUGUCGGUGUUCGGGGGUUAAAACUCUUUUGGUAAAAAAGUGUUGAACGGAUUCUAUAUUCUUCCGCUCAUUGGCACGCAUGAGGCUAAAUAAAAACGAACAGUAUUCCAGGCCAGGUCUAACGUACAUGUUGUAAAGGCACAUUCUAAUUCCCCUAGUUUUAAAGUUUCGGAGGAUAAACCCGGUAGUUCUACGUGCUUUGGAGACUAUCAAGGCACAGUGCUCCGAGAGAUUAAGACUCUUGGAGUAUGAUAUGCCCAGAUCCUUUAUAACCCUGGGCACAUUUAUGAAGUGCCCUUCAAUACUUAUUUGAGGUUGGCGGUCGUCGCCAACCACCACGACUGAGCACUUAUGUCAAGAAAGAGAAAGGCGCCAUGUGCGGCACCACUGGGCGAAAGCCUGUAGAUCGCUCUUUGGGAGCUGAAGCACGAUGUCACGAUCUGUCGGCUUAUAUCGAUAUGCAAAUUUAAGAUCACUGGCAUUCUGAAAUUAAUCGAGUGCAUUACUAACGAAAAGGCAAAAUAAAAGCGGGCCGAGGAUCAUUCAAGUUAUUCCAGUCCAGAUCGUUUCCCUACACCCUGAUCGCGCCUGCUUCCUUCAAUAAACUGAACUGAACAAAUUAAAUGUUGGAAUGCGGAAUAGGAUGCUGUUUAAUUUAUAGUUUUGUUCUGCCUCCCUGUGAUUCUUCAUAGGGCUGUGUAGCACUCAGGUUCUCCUUGUGCUCGAUAGGUUUCAAAUCGUUGGUUGCUUCAGGAUUCUUCACUGGACAGGAAACUAAGGAGGGUUCUCCAUGCGACUCGGUGGGCGUAAUAACAUGGCAAUCCAACGAUCAUUUGUCAGCAAGGAUGAUAUGGAGAACGGUUUAUUAAAAUUCAAUGAUAAAACACACGACGAAGGGAUUAAUAAGAUACAAGAGGCUUCUCUGACGAUAUAAUCUCCAUCUGUCUCCGGCUGAACCACAGGGAACGUAUAACUGGAGGCUGCUACAGGGAGUAGAAUGCGGUCUUCGGUAGUUGACCUGAUGCGCACAGAAUACACCCAGUCCGGAAAAGCACCAAUUCCGUAAAACAGGAAAAACAGAGUGGUUCACUUCUGCCACAUCACAGCUGCUUCGAAAAAUAAUUGGUUAUAGUAGCCUUUCAAGUCUGGAACACAUAUCAGAGCAUUUGGAAGAGGAUAAUUUUAUAAGACAUGCAAACUCCAAGCGGAAAGAGAAGGCAACUCAGAGUUGACCCGUUCUGAGCAACGCUGGUUUCUAGAUGCAGCAAAAAAUAUGCUCAUUUGAGAUUAUCAGCAUAAAACAAAACUGACUUCUUUAAGCUGCAGAUGAAAUAUCACUAAUAUAAAGCAAGAACGAAAUAUAACCUAACACGGUUCUAUGGAGGACAUCGUUUACGACGGAGUUUUCCCAUAAAAAUGAGGACACCAAUGAGACCUUUAGUUUCCGAGUGUAUAGUUUUGGCAUAAUGCAGUAACUAAGGAAACUGGGAUUCCCUGAAGCCCGAAGUUAUACAAGGAAAAUCUCUGUAACAACUUAUCUAUGGUUUUAUUAAAAUCGGUAAACUUACUGACAACAGAACCAUUACAAAGAGAGGUAGACUGACUUGUAAGAAGACAAAUGCACAUUUCGCGAGGGUGGUUGAACAUAAAAUCGUGUUAGAAAGUGUAGGGACAUAGUCCGUUAUAGAAAAAUAGGAAAUUGUUACUACGGUUAUUUUUGAACGGCUUGACAGGAGAGGACGUUUUGAGAACGUGUAGAUCACUUUAAACUUGAAAACAGGAGUCACAUUUAGAUACUGGAAUAAUAAUCUAAUUUUUUCAUAAUAAUAGUGAGACCAUUCUAGAGGAAGACUGAGGGGAAUUUGUUUGUGAACAAGGAAGUUCCUCUAGCUGUUAAAAUAAAAGAGUAAAUUGUUUUAUUAAGCAUCCGUGAGGACCCUGCAAUUGUAAGUCAAAAACAUUCAAAAAGUCAUUCACGAGUGAAUCUCGGGGCGAGUAGGCAAUUUGUAAAGUAUUGUGCAAUAAUUUACCGUACUAACAACACAGGUAUUAGCUAAAAGCCCAGACACGCGUGUUUCGCCGAUCUUGUGCCGCUGCCUGACGCAGCUGCGAGGGCUUCGGCUCGUCAGUGGGUCCCCCAGCAUUCCCCGUGUGUUUUCUGGUAUAUGAACUCCAGUUUCAACUUGCAUGCUAUACCACUGGCUGCCUGUUGGCGGUUUGUGAAUAUUAAGCAGUUAUUCCGCAGUAGCUGAUGGAUUUCAGCUCAAAUAUUCAUAUCAAAUUUCGGACCGUGCCUGAAAAGGCCUGUUUCGAAAGAGUUACUCCAAGUUCGCGCAUUAAUUUCCUCGGAAAUUAAGCAAGGCAAAUUUAUAUAGUGUUAAAUAUCAGAGAGGAGACUAGAGUCUGGGGCUAGCAUGGCACAGAACUGUUUCGGGCUUAUAUGCCUUCAUUCAGCCAAUCCUAAACUUAACCACCGUCUGGGACCGGAAACACAGACUUGCGCAGACAGAACUGUCGCAGCUGGUCCAUCACUAGAGUCUGCCAGGUGGGUCAGAAGUACUUCUUUGAACCAAGGUUUAUCAAUGCCUUGACACCUGCCAUUCUUCGUCGCUAAAGACUGGGUAUUUAUUCACUCAGGACUAGGCGCACGAAAAUCCAUUGGCUUCUGGAAACAAACAAGCUUCGCGUUGGUGAUAGGGGUAACGAACAGGCAACCACCUACCAGGCCGAAGCAAGCCGAGCUGCGAUAGCAAGUUCAUCUAACCUAAUUAACGAACUUAGAGUGGCCGUGCCGUUACAUCGUGGGUCGCCGUCCACGGCAAUACAUCCCUUAUGUCUCUAGAGUCACUCACGCAACGUAGUUACCUCAGAACUUUAUCAUUUUUCCUCAUCAUCACUCCUUUGGUGACCGAGUGCUCGCUUAAUGCGAGCUCAUAAUUCGCAAGCUAUUAAGAUAAAAUAUAUCUAAGACUAAUGGAGCAGGCGAGCAGUCGAAGUGGAUAAGAUUAUUUAGAUUCCACCGAUGUUCUGGCGGCUUGAAGAAGCCCAGGAGGUCCUUAAAUAAUCCAAUCCUAUUCUUUUAAGCCUUCUGGACAUUUAACUUAUCAUUACGCUUUCGAGAGUCUACGUCAAAUUAUUUGAAUCUAUAUGCAUGAACUUCUUCCGUUUUACUGCUCAGUCUCUGUUAGAUCUCAAAAACGUCAGAGAUCUUACGUUGUUUAGCUACUUCUUCCUAUUUUCGUAUUUUCUAUUUAUGGUGUGUGUUUUCAACUGCUGCUGCAUAAUCAGCUUCGCCGUCUUGGUGGCCGCUUUUUUACUUUGACACCUCUAUUCAGGUUUUCUCCUAUCCUGUCCUCUUUUUUCGUUUCCUCACUUCGAGCCACCCUAUUCAGUCGCAGUUCCUUGCGCUUAUCGUCCUUUUCCUCUCACACCGUUAUUAAAAUCAUGCUUUUCAUUGUAAUGUCAAGCUUAGUUUGAAUGCCUUUACGAAUCCUAACAUACAGGCGUACCGGGGUCCGCAUGAGGGAUGCCGACAAACUAAUACGCAUUAACCUUCCACCUCUUGCUUUUCUGCUGUAGAGGUAAGACGACAUUUGGUAAUAUGCUAAUUCCAGGAUUUCCUUGACUGGGAUGAACUUCGGGAGCCUCAGGCCCUAUUUUGCACAUUAAACCAGUAACGGGAAAAAUAACGAAGGUCGAAUGAGACAUGGCAACCGCGUCCCCGGCAUCCUUAAAUUUUAUUAUUAUCGUUUGCGAAUUCCAAGACAUCAGCAAAUACCGGUCACUUAAAUUAUGUCUACCGAAUUACAAAAGCUCAAUAAUACCAUUCUGGCUGAAAUUUCUAAUCAGAAAUUUUGGAUGUACUUUUUGUUUUGCUGACUACGUGUUCUAUAGCAGUUACAUGGAGAGAAUAAACGCGGAAUUAGUUGAACACAUUCAUUUCCUUGAGACGCAGUUAGCAAAUCCAGAGGAAAUUAGUUAACUAUUUUUUCCAGUUAUAAGAGUUAGAUAACGAAUGGAAGACACGCUAUGACGUACAAAGUCAAAUAAAUGAACAUAUCGAAAAAAGCCGACUUUACACGAAAGAAUUAAUUUGUAAGGCGAAGGAAUCCCUAAGCAAAGGUUUGCAAACCACUUUAAUCAUUUGCUCCUUAGUUUAUGGCUCUCUGAAAGAGGAUUCGAUUUUGUCAACAUUUGGUGAUUAUGACGAAAAUGCUCUUGAAAAGCUGAGCACAGAAAAGCAACUGCUGAAAAAGCUUAGAGAGGAAAUCGAGUGGAGAAUUGAACAGGAAGAAAAGUUAAGAGUUUUUAACAUUCAUAAAGGUUAAAGGAGUAGUGAAGUGAGACGUAAAGGUUUUAAAAUUUGUGGAUGGUUUAAAGAUUGUUAUUUGUCUGGUAUAGUCCUUCCGGCACUCUUCUUCUAUUAUGCCCUAAGGAUUCGUUGGUGGCGAUGGAGAAAAAAGGAGCAAACUCGUAUCGGGCAGAAACUAGAAGUGACGAUGAUGAUUAUUAACCGGUUUUGCAUUUGGCCACAUUUUUGAAGCAUAGGGCACUUCUGGAAUCCUUUGGGAAGAUAUCGAACGUCAGGUUGAAGAGCCGGCGACAUUGGUGGAAACAAAACGUACUAAAGUAACUGAACGUGUGGCUUACAUCCAAUAACACCACACAUCAAACUACACCUGCACUUAAUCAAAAUAUCGCUCCCUUAUUUAACUCUUAAUUGUGCAAAAACGCAUUUUGGUGGUUUGAAAGGCCAUGCCGUACCGUUAGGCUCUACUUUCAUUGUUUGGAAACGUCCGUAUUUUUUAGUUUUGAUUCGUUUAUGGGAAACUCAACGGUCUCAGACUGAUUCAAAUCAACAAAACGAAGGGGAAAUUUUGAAUACAGCCGACUCCUUAAUCACCUGAUCCACGAGGACCCAUCGAGAGCCGUUAGUUUAAUCACACAUGGGUCAGUUUGCGCGCCUAUCCCGCAGAAACGUACGAAGUUUGCCUAUUCUGAUACAGUUAGCAGACUACCCAAACAAAAUUUUCUCAUUAAUUGCUCUAGAAUCUACCACAUGUCUGUUAAACUAGUGUGCUUUUACUGCAUUCCAAACCAACCUCGAAUGUCUUAAGGUUUGUAUACACUUCUAAACUAUCGUUUGGCGUAAAAAUGAGUUUGAAUGGUCUCUUUUUCGCUGAAAAAUCAUGGAAAAUAUUUACAAAGUUUUGUGCUGAUUAUAUAAUCAACCUUAAACACAACUUUGGUUUCUCGUCCGUCCACAGUUUAGAUUUUGUUGCAUCUUUUGUUGAAGAAGCCUGCUUGCCGUUGACAUGAUACUCGCUGAAUUUUCCACCUGCGCAUAAGCAAGGGCGGCUGGGAUUAUUCUGCAGAUGACUCGGCAUCACAGAAUAGGCUGAAGACGUUCGCAUAACGGAGGUGUCCAAAGGACAUCCAGUGACCUGACUUUGCCAGGGUGGGAACGAAAUUUAAAAACGACCUACUUGAUCAGCCUUUCGGGCAGGGGCGGAGAUUUAAGUCAUCCACCUUUGGUGAAGAAUGCAUCUUAACAGGAAAUAGUCAUAAAAACUAUUGUCGGAAGUGAUCACCUGUUCCUAGUUAGUGAAGUCAGGCGACCCAUCAAAGGCCGGGCGCUUGAAGUUUCCGCCGGGAAGGACGAUUAAGACUUAGAGACUGAAUAGAAAAGAAACGCCACGUGCCUAAGAAAUCAACGAUAGACAUCUGAGGAACGGUAGAGGCAGCCGAGGGGUACGGGAAAGUUAUAAUAAAGAGAGACAACCUCACACAGCGCCUGUUGCCAGGAUUUUCCACCUGCGCCUAAGCAAGGACAAUUGGGAUUAUUUUGCAUACACAACUUUUAGAGCUUUAUAAGGCUUCAUUUUAGGCUUGCUGUUGGUGUCAAAUAACUAUAACUUAUACAUUCUGAGAUGCAUUCGAAAAGAUUACCUCUGCUCUCAUGAUAGUGAGAUGCAUUCUGAGAUGCAUUCGAAAAGAUUACCUCUGCUCUCAUGAUAGUGAUACAUUCUGAGAUGCAUUCGAAAAGAUUACCUCUGCUCUCAUGAUAGUGAUAAUUAAAAACUCUGAGAUGCAUUCGAAAAGAUUACCUCUGCUCUCAUGAUAGUGAUAAUUAACAACUCAUCUUAAUCAAGAUUGCUUUGUCAUUAAACCUCAUGCAAGAACCCAUAUAGACGAUCGCACGGAAAAGACGCAAAAACUAACAAAAAUUGUACAAACAGGUAGAAGAGAUACCAAAAAUGACUACCGCUGACCUACAUCGGUGAGGUUUGGAACCAUAGCGGCAAGCGCAAGUCUUGAAUGCAAUUGGAUCAAGGGAGUUAUUCAUAUUUGCCAAAAGCCAGUUAGUUAAGUGAGCUCAGUAGUCGUUUGACGGAUUCCCUACCGAUUGCUUAGGAAAUCCUUCUGGGAUAAUCAGCCUACUCUAUCAGAAUCAGUGGAUUUCAUAUGUUUCAUAAGGUUGGUCGGACAACUUAAUCCAAAUGUAAUUAAAUUCCUGGCUCUCGUAAAUUUUUUGAAUCUGUCAGAAACAUCAGCCAGCAGCAUCCAGACUGCAGACUUGGAGGACUUGCGAUUUCGGUCCGAAUCGGCCAAUGUACCGGGUCGGCCGACUGAUUACAGCAAAUAAAUCAAUGAAAAUCCGUAGUUUCUACGUUCACCACUGCACUCGGAUGACUAAUACGUAUUUCACUGAUCUGGUAUUGUAUCAUAAUACUUGCGAUAAUAAUAUAGAUAUAUGUGUUUACUCUUUUUUGACUAGCCGAUCAACAUUCGCUUUUUGUACGCAACUAUUAAAACAAUCUCUUUUUCAACUUCGUACCAAUCGGUGCAUUUUAUACCCAGUAUGGCGUUCAAAAGUGAACCGCACCGAACUGAACAAUCUUCUUUUUUAUGAAAUAAAGCGGUUGUAUAUAGGAUGUAGUUCGUAAUGAGACUGGUAUUUUUCAAUGAGAAAUCGGUAUGCUAACGUCUAAAUCUAUAGUUCCGAGUAAACUCUGACAAGCGGUUGCUAGCCAAAAUUGCGGACCUCAAGUCCAGUUUUACUGGGAUGCACAGGAUAUCUCACGUUGUCUCCAUAGUGCGGACCGCCAUUCUUACUGGUUUAUUCAAUCAAUAUCUCCGAUAUGCCUAUUACUGCGCACUUUUAACGAGUUAUUUGCUCCCAAAGACGAAAUAAACUUCUUUAUGGGAGAUCGCUGGAAAAUAUCAGGACCUCAAAAAAUAAGGGCAAGCUACGACUAUAAAAAAAGUCACAGUCCUAAAAAGAAUUUACCGCCUAUGUAGACAUGAAUGAGAAAAAGUGGUUAAGGCCGCUGACAGCGGCCAAAUUUUGCUUAAAUGUUGCAAUGCCAUUGGGAUGAAAAAAACCUAUGAUAGAAUAUUUUAACUCAUAUCAAAGUGCCCAGCCUUGCCACUUUUUCCACUGGGUUUGCAUUGUAUAUUUCUAAUUUAUAAGGCGAUCUGAUACAUGAUCAUGAUUUCAUCUAAGAUCGCGUAUUCUGUUCUACAACCAGAACAGAUAGGAGAACUGAGAGCAUGGGGCGUUUGAUUUGCUUGCUUGCAACCGGCAAGACAUGGGUGCAUAUAUCAAGUAGUAGAACGUCUGACUCUGACCGUAGAUCAUCCUGGUCCUUCUUGCCCUUGAUCUUGCAGGUAGGUGACUGAAACAUAACGAACAGUUUCAUUACCUCCUCCACUGGGUCGCUGGUCCAAUGAUCCGCUUUUGGUUUUGUGGGGCUUUGAACAUCGGUAUUUAGUUUACUUUCCAUGGAUUAGCAACGGGAUCUCAUCUCGUAUCUUCUGUUUGAUACUCCCAAUAAGUUCGUCACCUCUAACACCCAUUUGGCCGGAUUCUUUAAUUUUAUUGUCUCACGGUCAGUCACCCGGUUGGUGAAGUUCGUUUCUCACCUUAAAACUUUUCAUGGGUCCCUGAGACCCUAUGCUAGUAAUUUAAUCAUUAGUAAUUCACAUUUUUUCACUCAAGAUUUGAAUCGUUUAGGAAGGCUCACUGGACAUGAGAAACUACUAAGCAUUUUGAGUGAGACUGAAACUUUCAUCUUUGGUCUACGAACUGUUGCAACUGCUAUAUUCUAGCCUCGCGUAUGGACGGCCUGAGAUUUCAGAUCAAAAUACUGACCUUUUGUUAUACAAGGAGACCAAGUUAAUAGGCACGUGGCUGUCAAAAAUAGGCAUAAGCAUGGCCUACCUGCCAUUUACCACUAUCACCACCACCACCACCACCACUACCACUCUCUCAACCAACACUAUUUCGAGUUCGGUCUCAUUAAGAAAGAGAAGCAGGGAGGACGACCAGAUGCCAAUUCCGUACGGGAGGCUGAAGCGCAGUUGUAGGAUAGACUGUGCUGGCUGCCAGUCAGCAGAUUGAACCAGCCAGACGGGCUAAAACAAUGAACGCUUCAAGACGACCAAUCGCUUCCAAUCGCUGUCGUUCGUAUAGGCUCUACUUAUAUACGUUAAAGUAGUCAUUCUUUUUAGGUAUAUUUCCACCUGUGCCAACGCUUAGCAAGGCCGGUGGAAGUUUACUUCCAGGCAUUAUACACGAAAGCCUAUAAUCAGACUUCAUCUGCCGAGAGGAAGUGCUUCCCUACUAAGGAGAAUUAUUAAAAUCAAAAACAGAGGUCUUGGUUUUUCCAGCAGGCUUAUAAAGUUUAUCUACUGAUCUAAAGGUGCCCCUCUAUCAUUUUGUUUCUAAUUCCUCCCCGUUUCACUCCUAAUCAUUCUUCUUAUUACCUUUCGUUUAAAAAGGUGUCGCUGGCAGAUCAGAUGAAUAGGCUGCAGGGGAUACUAAUGAUUUUCUGACCUCCUCGGUGAGCAGAGAGGUUGAGAAUUUAUUAAUUUAAAUAUCUACAGUGAGUGACCGAGCUCAUGGAAUGUUGACCGAAAUUCUGAAAUGCCUUUGCGACUAGGAAGGAUAACUUAGGUGGAGUUGUAGUAUUGAUCAUCAUGCGGCAUAAUCCUAUAAUAUUUUGGACUCGCCAGGAUGUCCUGCUUUUGAAGGCACUUCUUGUCGAUCUCCUAUAGAAUCCGCACUCGGUAAAAGAUGACCACUUAGGUAGUAUGCAUUUUUUACAUUAAUUUUCGAUGGUCUCAUAACUUCAUAUGCACAAAAUGUGCUUUGAUUCCCGAACAACUUUGAGUCUGAUCAGCCAUUGCAUUAGCAUUUAGUGAUUUCUGUCUGCAAGGUGCAUUCUUUCCCCGUAAUGAAAAUCAUAUAUUCCUCUAUGCCUUCAAGAAGGUACCAUAUAGAGUUCAUAAAAUUUUGUAAUGGAUUAGGGCUAUGUUGUACAUUUUAUGAGAAACACUGGUAAACGGACAGGUACGAUGCUGUAUGAAAGGACACUGCACGGUCCGAAAAAAUCUAAUAACUAGAAACUUUUCCAAAACCUACAUAUACCUUCUCUUUUGGCAUAAAAUGUAAAGACAACGCGAGUUUCCACAAAACGUACCGUAGAAGGCAUAUUUUGUGGAUAUUUUCUAUAAAGUAUAUUUGAAUUUAUGAGACCAUAAAAAUCAAUGUGAAAAAUGCAUGCUACUUAAGUAGACUUUUUUUAUCGAGUGUGGUUCCUGCAGGAGGUCGAAAAGAAGUGCAUUCAAUAGCCGACAUCCUGGCGAGUCCAAAAUACUACAGGAUUAGGCUGUUAGAUAAUCACUAUUACAACCCCACCUAAGUAGUCCUUCCUAAUCGAAAACGCAUUUCAGAAUUUCCGCCAACAUUUCAUGAGGUCGGUCACUCAGCGUAAGUUGCCACAAUUUGCGCACAUUGUCUGCGCUGCUGACCAAAUAUGCGGAAUUACUGUUCACUACAUCAAAGCAACAUUUGUUGAAAAAAAACCGAUUUCAAUCGUUUCGGCGGUGGAGUAUAAGGAGAGGAAAACCCUGGAGCAGAUUACGGUCCAUAAAUUCGUUCUUUUUCCCACGGACUUUUUGAUGUAGUUUUGCAAUUUUGAACUGUGCAGGCCUUUCACGUGGCAAGUGAUGCCCGAAAAUCCGCCCUAGUGGAACUGAACUUUUCCUUCUUGCCGCCGGACGCCCCCUCCAUCUUUCAGGAAUUUGUUGACUUGUCGCCGCGAUUUCAGGAGAAAAGGUGAGGCAUCUCCCGUGACAGAACUAUGCUUCUGUACGUUUUUUCAUUGGAGUUUGCAAACUUAUGACCUUACUUUCAAGUCCAUCGGCAGACUAACUCCUUCCGGAAAUAUUUUUACCCUGAACAACUAACUACACACAAAUCGCUCUCAACAGUAAGCUGCUACUUUCGUCCAGUCAAUUCAUUUUUCUGCCUUUACUGCUUUCAGACGCAUACCACAGAAUAGACGGAUGCUGGAUCCAAAGAAAGGCCCAAUUCGGAAGGCAGUGGCUGCCGGAAGACUACCGAAAUUAGCCUUCUGA
Messenger RNA from Spirometra erinaceieuropaei, 13132 nucleotides. The record is from the annotation of a GenBank genome assembly. NCBI's taxonomy places the organism in Eukaryota, Metazoa, Platyhelminthes, Cestoda, Diphyllobothriidea, Diphyllobothriidae.